CUCUCACUUGUCACCGUUGGUACGAAUGUAAAAUGACAAGGGUUUGAAAAUUAUUUAAUAUCGCACAUGUUCAUAUUGUUAUUUACAAAAUAAAUGUAGAUUUUACAACUUUGUGCAUUCGUAAACAAUCAUCCAAAUAACAUGGAUUUUAUUGUGGAUACCGUGGGCGAUGAAGACCUCCAAGACAAAGCUGAAUUACUGAAAAAAGAUGAAAAACUUUUCAUAGAUAAAGAAAAGAAGACUGAAGCUAUUUUAGAUUUAUUUGAUAAAAAGAAAGCAGAAUUGGACGAGCAACUUGCGAGAGAAGAAGCUGUCGAAAACAAGUUGAAAAAUCUGAAAAUAGAUGGAUUAUUUGAUGAUUUCUUCAAUGAUAUGAUGUGGACUAAUUCGCUACUAACGGUAAAAAAGGCAAAACCGGUCUUAUUUCAAUUCAAUCAAUUGGAUAAAGAGACAGGAAAGCUUAAGUCGAAAAUUGGUUCCGUUGAUGUUGAAAAAGAGAUGAAAAAAUCAGUUCUGCAGCCGGGUAUUGAAAAAGAACAUUCACUACCAAAGUACAAUGUCAGUGAGAAGAAAUUAAGAUCCCUUCGGAAGCAAGAAAGGUUAAAGACCAAGGGACCAGGCUGGUUUAACAUGCCUGCUCCAGAGAUAACACCAGAACUGAAGAAUGACCUUAGAUUAUUGAAGAUGAGGUCUGCUUUGGACCCAAAACGUUUCUACAAGAAGAAUGAUAUGGAAGUCCUGCCUAAGUAUUUCCAGGUUGGCCGUAUUAUGGACUCACCUUUAGAUCAUGUCAAUGAAAGGUUAACUAGAAAAGAAAGGAAGAGAACAAUGGUUGACGAACUGUUAGCAGAUGCACAACUUCAGAAAUACAAUAAAAAGAAAUACAAAGAGAUCAUAGAUGAAAAGAGAAAGACUCAAUACAAGACCUUCAUGAAGGAUAAGAGAAAGAAGAAUAAAGCAGAACUGAAAAAGAGUAAGGCUAAGUCUAAGCAGAGUAAAUAAGUGUACAUACACAAUGUUUGUUCUUUUUAUUUUACUAGUAAAUAAGAUGUAAUAUGAGAUAAUAAGUAAGUAAGCUGAUGAUUUACAGAAUAAAUAUUUACUAUUCACUUAAAAGUAUCGCA
Molecule: messenger RNA, 1124 nt
Organism: Zerene cesonia (dogface butterfly)
Lineage: Eukaryota; Metazoa; Arthropoda; Insecta; Lepidoptera; Pieridae
Product: deoxynucleotidyltransferase terminal-interacting protein 2-like
Exons: 4
Coding region: 142-1002 (286 amino acids)
Biological process (GO): RNA processing
Cellular component (GO): nucleolus
Molecular function (GO): RNA binding
Source: RefSeq, a predicted model, not a curated record